Menidia menidia (Atlantic silverside) is the source of this 378-nucleotide messenger RNA. The record is from the annotation of a GenBank genome assembly. NCBI's taxonomy places the organism in Eukaryota, Metazoa, Chordata, Actinopteri, Atheriniformes, Atherinopsidae.
AUGCUAGAAACGGAGACCAGGCACUAUGCCAAUGCCUCCGCCCAGCAGUUUUUGUCUGUGGCGGAGGCAUGGGGAGUUCAACCAAAAAUCACCACAGUGGGCAACGACAGCGCCCGAAACAUGAUCGCUGCAGCGAGAAAGCUUCCAUAUGAGCACAUGCCUUAUACAGACUCAGAUGAUGACAUGGUGGAACCAAGCAAGGCUCUGAACCACUACAAAGCAGAGCCCACCAUUAGCAUGGAGGAAUGCCCGCUGCAGUGGUGGAAAACUCAUGCAGGAGCCCAUCAACAGCUCUCUGUCCUGGCUCGCAAAUAUCUGGCUGCCCCUGCAAAAGGAGCUGACAGAAUCCCAACCGGUGAAGACAUGGAGACCAAUUAG